CUGUGCACAUCGACUACUGGCUGGUGCUGGGCUUUCCACAGAGCAAAAUGGAUUCGAAAUAAAGUCUUUCAAACUCAAAAUCAGACCAAAUUCCUUAAAGGGUUUGCUUUAAAUCCAUUGCUCUCAUCUUAAAAAUAAUUGGUGUUUAUAGCUGGUUGCUUAUUUGGGAGGAAGUAUAAUGCCCACUAUAGCUAGAAAUGAAGGUAGGCAGCUUGAGACUGAAGUCCACAAUAUUACCUCAUCAAGAGUCUACACACAGCCUUGGUGGCGGGGUUAUGAAAGUACAUGCCUGCCUUCUCCAGGGGAAAGUGUAAAUGGUUCUGUCAGUGAAAGCGUCACCAAGGAAAGGGACACCAGUGUGGCUCCACCUUCUGAAUCAAAUGGAAGUGGCGGUCAAGGACCACAGCAAGUCAAACAUGCACCAUCAACCAUACCUAUGAGUGGGCAUCUUGAUUCCCCUUCUCAAAUGGAACUUGUUGGCCAUUCAAUUAUGUUGACACCAUACCCAUAUCCAGACCCAGCAUAUGGGGGAGUAAUUACUUAUGGGGCUCCGGUGCAUCCUCAGUAUUUUGGGAUUCAUCAGACGAGAAUGCCUCUGCCUCUUCAGAUGGAGGAAGAACCAGUCUACGUUAAUGCAAAGCAGUAUCAUGGAAUACUGAGGAGAAGGCAGUCACGUGCUAAAGCAGAGAUGGAGAAAAAGAUUAUGAAAGGGAGGAAGCCAUAUCUUCACGAAUCUCGGCAUCAACAUGCUAUGAGAAGAGCCAGGGGUUCUGGUGGUCGUUUCCUUAAUACCAAAAAGCUCGAAAACAAUGAAUCAAGAUCGUCCAAAUCUGCAUCAAAGGAGCAGACAAAGUGUGGGGAUGCUGUGCCAACACAAUCUGGCAACUCAUCAGGUUCUGAGCAUCUAUCAACUGACUGUAAUGGAUAUUCUGAUCAGUUGCGAGAGAAAGAGCAGAUGCUUUCAAAUGGCAAUGGCCGUGGUAUUUCAUCAUUUUAUUAUCAACAAUCCAGUGGCAGUGAGCGAGGAAGACAGCAUUUCAAUCAGGAGAGUUGGAGCUUGCUGGUGAACCAAGCCCCACGUGGGGCUGCUUCUAGCAAUUAAGAAGCUUCUCCUUCAGGGUAUGGAAGUGUCUCCGGCGCUGUCAUGUCUGUUGAGGUGGUCAUGAAGACAUCUCAUCCAUGAUGGUUGACAGUGGAGGUGCUGACCCAUCUUACCCACUGAAGGGAUCAAUCUCUGCAGCAUGAAAAUGCUCAGGCAAUUCAUUCUUGGCUUGGUUACUUGUCUGUACGGAGGGGAUGAUUGGAGGAACAAAGAACAGAUGGGGAGCGUGCUAUAGCUUUCAGUUCUCCAUCAGUUUCCGUUUUCUCCCUUCUUUUCCCUCUUCCAUCCAUGUAAAUUUAACAACAUCAACGGUAGGAGUAAUCUUGGAUUUGGCAUCUUAAACAUUGAAUUCUGUCAUGAAUGCUCAGUUGUGUGAGUCUUGGUUGUUUGUACCAAUGCUUUGACUUAGAUUCUUGCUUAUUCUUUCAACAGCGCAAAGAAACACACGCACACAGAAUCUAA
Molecule: messenger RNA, 1564 nt
Organism: Coffea arabica (coffee)
Lineage: Eukaryota; Viridiplantae; Streptophyta; Magnoliopsida; Gentianales; Rubiaceae
Product: nuclear transcription factor Y subunit A-1-like
Biological process (GO): regulation of DNA-templated transcription
Cellular component (GO): CCAAT-binding factor complex
Molecular function (GO): DNA-binding transcription factor activity; DNA binding
Source: RefSeq, a predicted model, not a curated record